This is a messenger RNA of Dreissena polymorpha, 1391 nucleotides long. RefSeq lists its product as uncharacterized. The record is from RefSeq and is a predicted model, not a curated record. NCBI's taxonomy places the organism in Eukaryota, Metazoa, Mollusca, Bivalvia, Myida, Dreissenidae. Bases 18 to 929 code for a protein of 303 amino acids. The transcript is spliced from 6 exons.
GAUGUUCAAGCGCGUAAAUGUACUCCAAUGAAGUGUGGCCGUCUAUUAAGAUAAAUAGAAAUUGCACUAUAAAUUACGCCAGUACAGAACGUAAGGGUGGCAAAAUGUAUCAACAGGAAACGACUACCGUGUUUUUAUUCGGAUUUUUUCUGAAUGCAUGCAAAGGCGCCGACCUCGUGUUGAUCCCUUUUUCAUCCAUUAACGUGACAACAAAUGCAACAUCAUUUGUGCAGAAUAUGCCCAUAUAUAAAGUGAACGAUGGUGUAGUAAAUGACCUGUCCAUAGAAAGAUCAUUUUCAAACUGUACUUGCUGCGCCGCCCUAUCCAGACCAUCUUGGGUACAGCUGACUCUGGACAAUAUAUACCUCGUGGAAAGAGUUCUUAUCUACGGAACUGGUUAUUUUGUUCAUCCCGAUAACAACUUCAACAUAAGUGUAUCUAUGGGUCUUACGGAGGAAUCGCUUCAGGAAGAACAGUUUACAUCGAAAAACAUGACCUUUGCGGAGAAGACACUAAAUCCUCCACGCGAAAUACAGUUUGUACGGGUCACUGUUUAUCGGGUGGCUGGUGUCGACGACGACUUUAUGGGAUUGUGUGAAAUUAUGAUAUACCGACAAGCAGCCGCGGUCUGUGAGAAAUCGUAUUACGUCUUAUUUGCUGCAACGUUGGCUGUGUCUUUGGUCCUGGGAGUUGUUCUUGCCGCUGUUAUAAUAUUUCUCGUGGUGUACAUAAGAAGACGUCAUCACCAAUCUACUGGGAGGAUCUCUGCUGACACAGAAUCGUCUCCUCAAAAUGACUACGAGGACUUGUCAACAAACAGGAACCAUAGCAACUAUGAUUGCCUUCAGAUGCCAACAUUUGAAAAACCGGGGCGCACAGAGAAUAUUGCAAGAUCGAAAGCCGCGUCGACGAAUAGACUUGGGCAAUAACAUGUAUAUGCGUUAGAAUUGUCCGCGUGCGGAGAAAACGUUUGUGUUUUCCCCCAUGAAACGAGUCUUCGGUACAUUUAAAUAACAAGUGCUCUUUAAACUUACUGUAAAAUGAAUCUGUUUAUUGUUUAUUGAAAUGUAUAUUUAAACGAAAAAAAGGACAAACAUCGUGCUAUUUGCUGGAAAAAGAAAUAUUAUCGCCCUAAGGUUAUUGUCCUUACCAAACAAAUGCCAAACACUUGACUUAUCCGGCAUAUGAUGUUUGAUUGGUAGACUACAUGGUUACCCCUUAAUCGAAUAUGUACAUUACUUUACUUUGCACAAUAAAAUCUUACUGUUUAGCCUAAAAUAAUUUCUCAACACGAUAAUUUAAAAAAAUCCGUUAAUAUCAAAUCAAUUCAUACAGCUAUUGCUGAUUAUAUGAAGUAUCAAUAUUAUGGUGCCAAUAAAAUAGUAAUUUAA